Messenger RNA from Osmerus eperlanus (European smelt), 1829 nucleotides. It is a transcript of the gene mchr1a, whose product is annotated as melanin-concentrating hormone receptor 1a. NCBI's taxonomy places the organism in Eukaryota, Metazoa, Chordata, Actinopteri, Osmeriformes, Osmeridae. Gene Ontology annotation, cellular component: neuron projection; plasma membrane. The record is from RefSeq and is a predicted model, not a curated record. Gene Ontology annotation, molecular function: melanin-concentrating hormone receptor activity; neuropeptide binding. The transcript has 2 exons. Bases 1 to 1149 code for a protein of 382 amino acids. Gene Ontology annotation, biological process: neuropeptide signaling pathway.
AUGGAUUUUCUUAGCAAGUCUAACAACAAAUCUCUGAUUGAAAUUAACUGUACUUCAACAGUUUAUGGAGCUGCUGUGCUUCUACAGAUAAAACAGGAGUGGAUUGUGGAAAUAAUUGCGUGUUUUUUAGAUGAGGAAGAGGUCCCGUACAACCACGCUAUCCUCCCCAUCAUCUUUGGCAUCAUCUGCCUCCUGGGCAUCCUUGGCAACUGCAUCGUCAUCUACACAAUUGUCAAGAAGACCAAGUGCCGUGCCAAGCAGACGGUACCUGACAUCUUCAUCUUCAACCUAUCGAUUGUUGACCUCCUCUUCCUCCUCGGCAUGCCCUUUCUUAUCCACCAGUUGCUGGGCAACGGCUCUUGGUGCUUUGGCGCCACCAUGUGCACCGUUGUCACGGCGCUCGACUCCAACAGUCAGAUCGUGAGCACUUACAUCCUCACCGCCAUGACCUUGGACCGCUACCUCGCCACCGUCCACCCCAUCCGCUUCAACUACGUCCGCAGGCCGUGCGUCGCCACCGCCGUCAUCGCCCUCGUGUGGGGUCUGUCCCUGCUCACCAAUGUCCCUGUGUGGAUGUACGCCGGCCUCAUGCCCCUGCAGGACGGCUUGGUGGGCUGUGCCCUCCUGCUCCCCAACCCAGCUAUCGACACCUACUGGUUCACCCUCUACCAGUUUGUCCUGGCCUUUGCCUUGCCCCUGUGCAUCAUCUGUGUGGUGUUCUUCAAGAUCCUCCAGCACAUGUCCACCAGCGUGGCCCCGCUGCCACCACGCAGCCUGAGGGUGCGGACCCAGAAAGUGACCCGCAUGGCAGUGGCUAUCUGCCUGGCCUUCUUCCUCUGCUGGGCCCCCUAUUACACCAUUCAGCUGGUCCACCUGGGGGUCCAGAGCCCCAGCCAGGCCUUCAUCUACGCCUACAACAUCGCCAUUAGCCUGGGCUACGCCAACAGCUGCAUUAACCCCUUCCUCUACAUCAUCCUGAGUGAAACCUUCAAGAGGCAGUUCAUCGUGGCCAUCCGGCCAGUAAACAGGAAGUUCCGUGUCAACCCCAGCACCACUGAUGGCAGCGUUAGCUUGAGGCUAGCUCCAGAGGGACCUCAGCAGGAACAGGGCUUGGGAGAUCUGGUGCCGGUCAAUAUGGCCACCCACUAAUGCCAACUGGGUGCUCUUUCAAUUAUGUGGUAAAACAAGGAGGCAGAAUUUGCCUAUUUUUCAAAUAUAUCAAUGAAACAAUAUAUUAACCUAAUUAACAUAUUAAAGUCAGGUUGCGUAACUUCUGGACCACUUUUUGAUGUAAAUAUUUCAGGGUCUUAUUUAAAAGUAAGCUGAAAGAAGUACGUUUUCUAUUUAGAUUAAAUUAAAUCUAUUAGACUGACUAGGUGCCAAGUGUUCUUGUUUAUGUUGUUGAACAUUGUCUAUGCCAUGUCGGCUACUGUUUUUAUUAGUCCUUAAUAGUGCUUUGAGGUUGUAUUUUAAGUGUUUUACAGGCUGUAUCAAGCUUAUUGUGUAAGUCAUUGUUGCAAUUACAUUAUUAUAAUUGUUUGUAAAUGAAUUGUAAAAUUGUGAGCAAGUUGUAACACUAAAAACACACGUGCAAAAAAAUAUGUAUUAUUAUAAAUAUAAAUGGUUUCAUAAACUGAUGUUUACCUGUUCUUAGCUUUGUCUCAUAAAACCUGGUUGUGUUCUGUUGUGAGAUUUUAGCAUUGUGCAUUAUGCUCAACUUGAAAAAAAAACUUUAUCUCAAGCCAGAAAUCUAACUUGCUUACAUUUGUUGAUCAUGUAGUUUGUUGUCAAAUGUUACUUUCUGGACAAAGAAUUUAGAAAUAAAAAUA